Messenger RNA from Erinaceus europaeus (western European hedgehog), 6585 nucleotides. RefSeq names its product neuronal PAS domain protein 3 (gene NPAS3). Gene Ontology annotation, biological process: regulation of transcription by RNA polymerase II. NCBI's taxonomy places the organism in Eukaryota, Metazoa, Chordata, Mammalia, Eulipotyphla, Erinaceidae. Bases 554 to 3340 code for a protein of 928 amino acids. The transcript has 13 exons. The record is from RefSeq and is a predicted model, not a curated record. Gene Ontology annotation, molecular function: RNA polymerase II transcription regulatory region sequence-specific DNA binding; protein dimerization activity; DNA-binding transcription factor activity, RNA polymerase II-specific.
GUGUGCGCCCCACCUGCCGCCGGGCCCGCGCCGGGGGGCGGCGAUGGGGGGGUGACGGGUGUGCGUGGCGGCGCACGAGGGUGAGAACCAGGAGGCGGCGGGGCCCUGGGCCGGGCCGCCUGCGGGACCGCGCGGCAGCUCCCCCCGCCGCCGCCUCCCCCUCCGCUGCCGCCGGCCGCCAGCCUCCGCGCCGGGCAUGUCUCGGGAGCCGGAGCGGCCCGGGCCGCGGCUGCUCUGCGGCGCAUGGACGGCGGCGGCGCGGGGCGAACGAGGGGAGCAGAAGGCGCGGGCAGCCGAGGAGGCGGCGAGCUGCGGAGAGCGGCGCCAGAGGCGCGAGGGGACGGCCGGCUGCCCGCCUGGCUCCGGCCCCGCUACUUUCCCGUAGCUCCGCGCGCCCGCAGCGCGGCCGCCGCCCCCGGCCCCGAGCGCCGCGCACGCCCGCCCGCACCCUCUCCCGCCGCCCCACGCACACGCACACCCCCGCCCUCCCACGCCCCCGCCCGGGAGGGGGGAGCGAGGCAAAAAGUAAGAGAGGAAAAAAAAUAGCAGGAAGAUGGCGCCCACCAAGCCCAGCUUUCAGCAGGAUCCUUCCAGGCGAGAACGAAUAACUGCCCAGCAUCCUCUGCCCAACCAGUCAGAAUGUAGGAAAAUCUACAGAUAUGACGGAAUCUACUGUGAAUCUACCUACCAGAACUUACAAGCAUUGAGAAAGGAGAAGUCCCGAGAUGCUGCUCGUUCACGCAGGGGAAAAGAAAACUUUGAGUUUUAUGAAUUGGCCAAACUGUUGCCUCUUCCUGCAGCCAUCACCAGCCAGCUUGACAAGGCAUCUAUCAUUCGACUUACCAUUAGCUAUCUGAAAAUGAGGGACUUUGCUAACCAGGGAGACCCUCCGUGGAACUUGCGAAUGGAAGGCCCUCCACCCAACACAUCAGUAAAAGGGAUACAAAUGUGGAAAUCUGAACUCUGCAUGAGAAAGACACCAUGUGAAGGUGCACAACGAAGGAGAAGCCCCAGUGCAUUGGCCAUUGAAGUAUUUGAAGCACAUUUGGGAAGUCACAUUUUACAGUCCCUGGACGGCUUUGUAUUUGCACUAAAUCAAGAAGGAAAAUUUUUGUAUAUUUCUGAAACAGUCUCCAUCUACCUGGGCCUCUCACAAGUGGAGCUGACUGGCAGCAGCGUCUUUGACUAUGUUCACCCUGGGGACCAUGUGGAAAUGGCAGAGCAGCUGGGCAUGAAGCUUCCACCUGGGCGGGGCCUCCUUUCCCAGGGUACCGCUGAAGAUGGAGCCAGCUCAGCAUCUUCCUCUUCCCAGUCAGAGACCCCAGAACCAGUGGAGUCAACCAGCCCCAGCCUGCUAACCACUGACAACAGCCUUGAACGUUCCUUUUUCAUCCGAAUGAAAUCUACUCUGACCAAACGUGGUGUGCACAUCAAAUCAUCAGGAUACAAGGUGAUUCACAUAACAGGCCGGCUACGACUGAGGGUGUCACUGUCCCACGGGAGGACUGUCCCCAGCCAAAUCAUGGGUCUUGUGGUCGUGGCCCAUGCCUUGCCUCCCCCUACCAUCAAUGAAGUCAGAAUCGACUGCCAUAUGUUCGUCACUCGAGUAAACAUGGACCUCAAUAUCAUUUACUGUGAAAAUAGGAUUAGUGAUUAUAUGGAUCUGACCCCUGUAGACAUUGUAGGGAAGAGAUGCUACCACUUCAUCCAUGCCGAAGAUGUGGAAGGCAUCAGGCACAGUCACUUGGACUUACUGAAUAAGGGCCAGUGUGUGACAAAAUACUACCGUUGGAUGCAGAAGAAUGGAGGAUAUAUCUGGAUACAGUCUAGUGCCACCAUAGCUAUUAAUGCCAAGAAUGCAAAUGAGAAGAAUAUCAUCUGGGUGAAUUAUCUCCUUAGCAACCCCGAGUACAAGGACACACCCAUGGACAUUGCGCAGCUCCCCCACCUGCCCGAGAAGACGUCAGAAUCCUCGGAGACAUCCGACUCUGAAUCAGACUCUAAAGACACCUCAGGUAUUACAGAGGACAACGAGAACUCCAAAUCCGACGAGAAAGGAAACCAGUCGGAGAACAGCGAAGACCCGGAGCCCGACCGCAAGAAGCCCGGCAACGCCGGCGACAACGACAUGAACUGCAACGACGACGGCCACAGCUCCAGCAACCCCGACAGCCGCGACAGCGACGACAGCUUCGAGCACUCGGACCUGGACAGCCCCCGGGCGGCGGAGGGCGGCUUCGGGGCGCUGGGCCCGCUGCAGAUCAAGGUGGAGCGCUACGCCGAGAGCGAGGCGGACCUGCGCCUGCGCGACUGCGAGUCGCUGGCUUCCGACAGCGCCAAGGACUCGGACAGCGCGGGCGAGGCGGGCGCGCAGGCGUCCAGCAAACACCAGAAGCGCCGGAAGCGGCGGAAACGGCAGAAGGGCGGCAGCGCCAGCCGCAGGCGCCUGUCCAGCGCGUCGAGCCCCGGCGGCCUGGACGCCGGCCUGGUGGAGCCGCCGAGGCUGCUGGCCUCCCCGCACAGCGCGUCGGUGCUCAAGAUCAAGACGGAGAUCUCCGAGCCCGUCAACUUCGACAACGACAGCAGCAUCUGGAACUACCCGCCCAACCGCGAGAUCUCCAGGAACGAGUCCCCGUACAGCAUGACCAAGCCCCCCAGCUCCGAGCACUUCCCGUCCCCGCAAGGGGGCGCCGGGCUGCAGGCCGCCAUUCCGGACUCGGUGCUCACCCCGCCCGGCGCCGACGGCGCGGCCGCCCGCAAGACUCAGCUGGGCGGCAGCUCGGCCUUGGCCCCCGGGGCCUCCUCAGACCCGCUGUCGCCGCCGCUGUCCGCGUCCCCGCGGGACAAGCACCCCGGGGGCGGCGGGGGCGGCGGCGCGGCCAACUCCCUGCUGUACCCCGGGGACCUGGAGGCGCUGCAGAGGUUGCAGGCCGGCAACGUGGUGCUGCCGCUGGUGCACAGAGUGACCGGGACCCUGGCGGCCACCAGCACGGCGGCGCAGAGGGUCUACACCACGGGCACCAUCCGCUACGCGCCCGCCGAGGUGACCCUGGCCAUGCAGGGCAACCUGCUGCCCAACGCGCACGCUGUUAACUUCGUGGACGUUAACAGCCCGGGCUUCGGCCUCGACCCCAAGACGCCCAUGGAGAUGCUCUACCACCACGUGCACCGGCUCAACAUGUCGGGACCCUUCGGGGGCGCCGUGAGCGCCGCCAGCCUCACGCAGGUGCCCGGCGGCAACGUGUUCACCACGGCCGAGGGGCUGUUCUCCACGCUGCCCUUCCCGGUCUACAGCAACGGCAUCCACGCCGCCCAGACUCUGGAGCGCAAGGACGACUAGGCCCGGCGGCGCGGCGCGGCGCGGCGCGGCGCGGGCGCCCGCGGGGAGGCAUCAUCCUGGCCUUUUCCUUUAGACCUUUUCAUCCCAGCACUUUGAAUUGCAGCAGGUCAGCGGCUGCCCUCCGCCCGCGCCCGCGCGCGCGCGAGGGGCUUCUCCUCCCUAGACCGCCGCCCACACCCCCACCCCUCUUUCUUUCCCUUGACGUAUGCUUUCUUGUAAAGAUAUGUUUAUUUUUUUGGCCUUCAGAGGGUCGGAUGACCAGUUGCCUGCCAUUUACGUCGUCGUCGUCUUCUUCUUCUUCUUCUUCUUCUUCUUCUUCUUCGAUGUGUGUUGGGUUGUUUCACUUUCUUUGCAUCUUUAUCAAGAUGCCUUUAGUGUGUCUAUGCCUCCGCCAUAGAAUACUCAGUCUUGUGGUCAAGAGAUGUCUCCACUGACAGACAAUUGGGUUUUCUUCAUUACAGAUCUUGAUAUGAUCAAGAUGGAAAGAGACAAGCAUAAACAAUGUGCCCUGUUUGACUAAGUCAAAUGAAAAGGGGUGGGGUUUUGUUUGUUUUUGUUUGUUUGUUUGGGGGUUCUGUUCCUAAUUCCUUUAAAAAAUGGGAUAGUAUUUUAGAAUUUUAUGCAGAAUUUAAUUCUCUUUUUAUGGUUAAGAUUUUAAGAUUUUUUUCUUACUUGCACAUAAAAAUGAUUUGAGUUCUUAAAACUUAAUUUCUGGCCUGUCACUAGAAUGUUUUUUUUUUAAGUUGGACUAAAUGUUAAGUACUGAAACAUUAACUUAAUUUCUAAAACCAUGGUGCUAUCAUUUAUUAAUCUGUAAUGUGUUCAUACAAAAUGCAGCUCCUGGGCUGGGUUUUCGGGGGGAAAAUAUGUUCUGUCUUGGUCUGGAGUCCGUUGCUGCAGUCUCCUUGGUUAGUUAAGACAAAGCCCUCAUUAACGUUUGCUGCAGGACUUAAAAUUUUUUACCUCCCAACUAACAAACAUAGCCUCACAUUAAAUUUAAUGGGUCAGUAAAGCCUUUUUUUUUUUUAAGGGGCUUUUGGAAAAUUCAAUCAACUGAUUUGAGUAGCAGUUUAAGUACAUACUGCCUUUUGAGCUUUUUUUUCUUUUCUUUUUCUCAGUCUAACUGAGGCUAAUUUUUGCAACUUCAAUAACAUUUUGGAGUAAAAUGGAAAAAAAUAAUAACAUGACUUCAUUUGUUUAAAAAAAUAAAGGAAGGUUGUAUUUUUGAGGGACUGAUUUGAUUUGAUGGAAUAUUUUUCCCUUUGGUUCUCUUAUUUCUAGGAUGAAACCAAUAAGAUUUAAAACUAAAGAAUGGGUUAAUAAGUUUCAAACAGAUAACUGCAACUGAAAACUGCACAUUAAGCAAAAAGGAAAAAAAAAACAAAAAAAAAAAAAGAAAAAGAAAAAAAUACUCUAUUCUGUCUUUGUUGCCAGAAAUCAGUGUAGUGUCAAACACUCCAAAUGACUGUCAAGUAUAAAUUCUUCCACUCCAUUUUUGGCAGCUGUUUGUUAAGGCAUCUAAUAACAGAUGUGAGACCUGUAAUGUGUGCAAUGUGUACGUGUCCUUGGCUGUCAGUCCCAUUGCAGUUUCAAUGUGUGUUUCUAUAGGCAGUAUAUACUAAGCUAAUGUAGUUGUUUUGUCCUUUGUCUUCUCUGUGCUCUAUCUCUAGUCCGGAGUGGUACAGUCCCAUUCCUGCAGUCCUAGUGAAUCAGUGAUUCUUGGGGGUUAGUGAUUUUUGUGUGGUGGCCUUCCUCUGUAAUGUCACCCUAUGCUGCUUCUAUUGUCUGUGAACUUUCCGUUUCACUUUUUAAGAUUCCUGCUGUUGCUUUGCUGGUGUAUAUUCUCACUCCUUUCUGGAUUCUCUCCUUUUCUCCUCCCCCCUUGUCCCUUCCUCAUCUUUCCUUCCCCCUUCUCCGAAAUCCUUUUCAUUCUCAGAGAUAAAAAAAAAAAAAAAAAAGACUCUUAACUAGCUCAAGGUUAAUGGAGCCAUUUUUUCCCACAAUGGAAUUCUGGGUAUGACUCUUUCUUCUGGAGUGCCUCACAGAGCACUGAAGAAUAAUGCUCAGAUAUAGUAAAUAAAUUGAUGCCAUAUAGCCUCAGUUGUUAACAUUCCCAGAGUCCCUUGUGCUCUACCUAUAAGCAGUGGGUGCUUUUCUUUGGUUUCCUUCCAGGUUAGCUGAUGGAGCAAUAUAUAUAUACAUACAUAUAUAUAUAUAUAUAUAUAUAUAUAUAUAUAUAUAUACAUAUAUAUAUAUAUAUAUAUAUAUAAAGCAAUUACCCAUGAGACAAAGUUAUUUCAAAGGUUAACCAACUUUUUUUUAGAGCAAGAGGGGAGGGAGUUAAUGGAAUAUAGAAUUGUCAUAUAUAUAUAUUUAUGUGUGCAAUGAUAAUAUAGCAACUCAGCUGUCCUUUGAAUGUCACUGUGUCGAGUGGAUUCCUUUAGGACCUUUGAUUCCAAUGUGUUGGGCCUACCCCACUGUCGAACAAUAAGGAAAAGUUAAAUGACAUACAUUUUAAUAGUGAGCUUACUUGAAGGAUUUAGGUAUGUUUAGAAGAUGAAGAAGGCAAAUCACGAAACUUAAGGAUUAAUUUUGGGAGCUCUAUUCAAGCUAUCGAACAAUCAAAGGAAUGCACCUAUCAGCUACAAAGAACAGCUAGACAGCUGUUUGUUUGUUUUUUUUUUCUUUUAUAAAUGUUUAUGUGUUGUGUCAAAAAUGAUUUCUGGUGAUUUAAACUAACAGAUAAUCUCAGCUGCUGUCUAAAUCCAUAGUGUUUAAAGUUACAAAAUGAAAAAAAAAAAACAUCAUUACCUGUGAAGACUGUGUCUGUGUUUUUAACUAUUUCUUGUACAAAUAUAUGAAAACUUUUAUGAGGAGACUGGUGCCAAGUAGCUGAAUAAUGGGGAAAGGGAUAUUCUGUUUGUUAAAACCUUAGCAGUGUUACCAACUCUACAGUAUAUAUAUAAAAAAAAAUUAAAACGUUACAAAGCGACAGCUAUGGUACAUUUGUUUUGUGUGAAGCUAACCGGACCUAACUUCCUGAGUGCCUGGCUUAUUUUGAAACAUUUCUUUUUUCAUUGACCAUUGAUAAUGCUGCAAAUCAGAAAUGUACAUACUUCAUUUACAACAGGGUUCUUUUUAUACUUUUGUAGAUUCUCAUACAUGUCACAUACAUGGUUGUCUUUAUGUAACUUAAUUUUUCAUCCGCAGGUGCCAUUUUCAUAAUAAACUUCUCUUGAAUUUGU